AUGAAGACUGCUUUAGUUUGUUUCCUUCUCUUGUUUUUCUCUGCCACCUCCCAGCCAUCUUCUCAUUCUGAUGAAGAAGCUCUUAUGUCUUUUAAGAGUUCCCUCUCCCUCGACCCCCACAAUUCUUUGUUCGAUUGGUCUCCUCAUCAUUCCUUCUGCAAUUUGACUGGCGUUAUCUGCUCUUCUCAUCAUCAGCGUGUGGUUUCUUUGAAUCUUACUGGUAUGUCUUUACUUGGUCCAAUCUCUCCUUUCAUUGGCAAUCUUUCUUUUCUUAGAGUACUCGAUCUCAGGACUAACAGCUUCCAAGGCCAGAUUCCCCCUCAGCUGGGGAGGCUUUAUCGCCUUACAAUACUUGGUAUGGGUAGAAAUGAAUUGGAAGGUUCCAUUCCAUCCACUUUAGGAGAUUGUAGUUCUUUGCAAAAUCUUUCUCUGGCUUAUAACAAUCUGAUGGGUAGCAUCCCCUCCCAGCUUGGCCUUCUUCUGAAUUUAAAGACCCUUUUCUUAGGGAAGAAUCAAUUGUCAGGUGCAAUCCCAUCUUUUUUAGGAAACAUGUCCUCUUUAAUUGACUUGGAGUUGGGAAAGAACAAAUUUCAUGGUGGUAUUCCUGUUGAAUUGGGUAUGCUUUCCCAACUUAGUGUGCUUUAUCUUCAAGAUAACAACUUGACGGGCACAAUCCCAUCUUUCUUAGGAAACAUGUCCUCUUUAACUGACUUGGACUUGUUUCAGAACAAACUCCAUGGCAAUAUCCCUAUUGAACUAGGUAUGCUUACUCAGCUCAAAAUAAUUAAUCUUGGGUUCAACAAAUUGAUAGGAGAAAUUCCCAUUGCCCUUUUCAACUGCACCCUUCUCCAAAAUUUGGCAUUGUCUAACAACCAAUUAACUGGCCACAUUUCUUCAGAGUUUGCCAAACUAUCAAAGUUGCAACAACUACUAUUGUGGGGAAACCAACUCAGUGGAAAAAUUCCAAUCUCCCUCUCUAAUUGCACUCAACUUCAAAAACUAGAAUUAGCCAUGAACCAAUUCAGUGGCAAUGUGCCCCUAGAGUUUGGUAAUUUGCACCAACUUCGAGAGCUUCAUUUAGCCAGUAAUCAUCUUGUGAGUGGAAGAAAGGAUUUGUCUAUUCUAAUGGCCUUAACUAAUUGCUCAUCUAUGAAUACUCUAGAUUUGUCUCUAAAUAAUCUUGCUGGUGUUUUGCCCUCUUCUCUUGGCCAAUUAUCAAGCCAACUUUCUCUUUUAAAAUUAUUCUCAAACAACAUCGAGGGAAACAUACCAAGCAGCAUUAGCAACCUAACAAUGUUGGCAUACUUAGACUUAUCUUACAAUCUUUUCAAUGGAACUAUUCCAUCUUCACUUGGUCAAUUUUCACAUCUUGAAAGACUGUAUCUUCAAGGAAACAAUUUACAUGGAAGUAUUCCAAAAUUGUUAGGGCAAGCAAAAAGUCUUGGGAAGUUAGAAUUGAGUGAAAACAUGCUUUCAAGUAUAAUUCCAAAUAGUCUGGGUGAUCUCCCACAAUUAAGACGUCUUUAUCUACAUCACAAUCAACUAUCGGGGAGAAUACCUAGUAGUUUAGGGGGAUGCCAAACUUUGGAGUUGAUAGACUUGUCUCACAACAAACUAAGAGGAAAUAUUCCCCCAGAGUUCUUGAGUCUUAAAAAUCUCCAAUUUUAUUUCAACAUUUCUAGCAAUUUAUUACAAGGUUCUCUUUUGGAGAUGAGCAAGAUGGCAAUGGUCCAAGCAAUAGAUGUGUAUGUCAACAACUUCUCAGGUGAAAUUCCAAUUGCACUAUCAAGUUGCACAAAUUUACAAUAUUUGAAUCUUUCAUGGAAUUCAUUCAAUGGUACAAUUCCAACAGCAUUAGCAAAUCUCAAAAACCUUGUGGACAUUGAUCUCUCUAGCAAUAAUUUGUCAGGUGUAAUUCCAAUGGCUUUCCAAGAGAUGAAAACACUUCAACAUAUCAAUCUUUCUUCAAAUAGGUUAAUAAGAGAGGUUCCAAAGGGAGGAGCCUUUGCAACACUUAAUCAGUCAGCAAUUGUAGGAAAUCUUGGCCUUUGUGGCACAUGGAUAAAAUUGUCACCAUGCUCCAAAGAUAAAUUUUCAUCUAUCACUAAGAAGGCGAUAAUUCCUAUUGUGGUUGGAAUUACAAUUUUCAUCAUGUCUUUGCUAUUGUUUGCAAUUUCCUAUAGAUAA
Messenger RNA from Cryptomeria japonica (Japanese cedar), 2187 nucleotides. Its product is annotated as LRR receptor-like serine/threonine-protein kinase FLS2. Gene Ontology annotation, molecular function: protein binding. NCBI's taxonomy places the organism in Eukaryota, Viridiplantae, Streptophyta, Pinopsida, Cupressales, Cupressaceae. The record is from RefSeq and is a predicted model, not a curated record. The transcript has a single exon. The coding region runs from base 1 to 2187 and encodes 728 amino acids.